Molecule: messenger RNA, 1119 nt
Organism: Protobothrops mucrosquamatus (brown spotted pit viper)
Lineage: Eukaryota; Metazoa; Chordata; Lepidosauria; Squamata; Viperidae
Gene: PPIE
Product: peptidylprolyl isomerase E
Exons: 10
Coding region: 21-926 (301 amino acids)
Biological process (GO): protein peptidyl-prolyl isomerization; protein folding
Cellular component (GO): intracellular membrane-bounded organelle
Molecular function (GO): peptidyl-prolyl cis-trans isomerase activity; RNA binding
Source: RefSeq, a predicted model, not a curated record
GCGAGGUGAGCGCAGCAGCGAUGGCCUCCAGCAAGCGGGUUCUCUACGUGGGUGGGCUGGCCGAGGAGGUGGACGAACGGGUGCUGCACGCGGCCUUCAUCCCCUUCGGAGACCUUACCGACAUCCAGAUCCCGCUGGACUACGAGACCGAAAAACACCGAGGCUUCGCUUUCAUUGAAUUUGAGCUGGCUGAGGAUGCUGCAGCUGCUAUUGACAACAUGAACGAAUCUGAGCUCUUUGGGAGGACUAUCCGUGUCAACCUGGCCAAGCCAAUGAGGAUCAAAGAAGGCUCCUCCCGUCCAGUCUGGUCGGAUGAUGACUGGCUGAAGAAAUUUUCGGGAAAGACACUUCAGGAGAAUUUGGAAGAAGAGGGAGCGGUGGCAGCCCGGUCAGAGGUUCAAGAGGGAGAACCACCAGUGAAAAAAUCCAGGACCAACCCCCAGGUUUACAUGGAGAUCAAGAUUGGAAAUAAACCUGCAGGUCGAUUGCAUAUUCUCUUGCGGUCAGAUAUUGUCCCGAUGACUACUGAGAACUUCCGCUGCCUUUGCACACACGAGGAAGGCUUCGGCUUUAAGGGAAGCAGCUUUCACCGAAUUAUCCCCCAGUUCAUGUGCCAGGCUGGAGAUUUCACCAACCACAACGGCAGCGGCGGGAAGUCGAUCUACGGGAAGAAGUUUGAUGAUGAGAACUUUAUCCUGAAGCACACGGGGCCAGGUUUGCUGUCCAUGGCCAAUUCUGGUCCCAACACCAAUGGCUCCCAGUUUUUUAUCACUUGCGACAAGACUGACUGGCUGGACGGGAAGCACGUGGUCUUCGGAGAGGUUACCGAAGGGAUGGACGUGGUGCGGCAAAUUGAGGCUCAAGGCGGCAAAGAUGGGAAACCAAAGCAAAAAGUCAUCAUCUCUGAUUGUGGUGAAUUCAUCUGAAUGUGGGUGCAAGCAGAUGCUGGUUGGGAAUACCGGAUAACAGGAAGACCAAGCACACCAUCGCUUCGCUCUGGAUGAAAACUAUUUGGGAUACUUUUCUAAAAAUUCAGUCAGAGUCUGUUUUAUGUGUUAGAACUGUAAAGCUGUUAAGAGAUUUCUUUUGUACAGAAUUUUUCUUUCUAUAAAAUUAUAU